CUUUCUGAUUUGUGCCAAACUUUCUAAAUAUAGGAUGUCCAUUACCGCAAGAACGCUGUAACAAGACCAAGUUUCUAAAUAUUAUUAAAGGAUUACAAUGAUGCUUUGACUGAUAGGACUUCCAACAGAAGGGACGAUGUUUUACUGGAUAUUUACUCUAUUAAUUUACAGAAUAACAUACGUGUCCAAAUCACUUGCAACCGACAUCCAUAGAAAUAUUACGAUCACGGAAGGAGAUUUGGCCAUUUUACCAUGUGAAGCACACGACGAAGGAAAUAAAUACCAGGUAGUAUGGAUGAAUCCAAAAAAGAUAUUGAUAGGUAAAAAUCAGAGGCGAUUUAUGGAUGAUCCGAGAAUAUCAAUCGAACACACCUACAUCGGGUACUGGAAUCUUCAUAUCAGACAAAUCAAAUACGAAGACAGAGGGGAAUAUACGUGUACAGUAAACACUAGUCCCGUACGAAUAACAAGGAUAAACCUCAUGGUAUACGUUCCCGCCCGGAUUUUAGAAUACGCCUCCAGUAAGGACCGAAGCGUCAGGGAGGGUCAAGACGUCACGUUAUGGUGCAAUGCAACAGGGAUACCAGAACCUAAUAUCACAUGGUUCCGAAUUCAUCAAACUAUUCCUCAAUCUAGAAUACGAGUGGGAGACAUGGGAGACACGCUGAUCAUUAAGAAUAUUUCACGACAUUGUGGUGGAGAGUACGAGUGUAUGGCAGACAACGGAGUAAAGGCGGCGGUACAACACACCAUCAAAGUGGACGUACAUUUUCCUCCGGAGGUGAGUCUUAUUAACUAUAGACAGUCCCAGAGAGUAGGAAGGGAGACAAUACUACAGUGUAACGUGUCAGCAUCGCCUCUGGGCGUGAAUGUCUGGAAAUUUGGAGAUCGCGAAUUUGACCAGCAGAGUGGACGGAAUUACCGAACAGAAAUGUACAGGGAAGACAAGAUGAGAGUCACUCUAUCACUGAGAAUUUUAAAUAUUGGUGAAGAGGAUUAUGGGAAAUAUACGUGUGAAGCGCACAAUAAAUAUGGAAGAAGCGAGAGAUCAAUGUAUCUGGACGUGUUAAUGGACCCGACCCCCAAACCUAGAUCAAAUAGCCUUACUACAACUACACAGGUCCUUACAUAUUCAGACUCAGCUAAACGAACUCACCCAGAAACAGUGUCACAAGUCAGGGAAGAAACUAAUGGUGACACGAAAGUAUUCGACUUCCGAAAUUUUGGCACACAAAAAGGAUUGAGAUCACGAGAUGAUAGAAGUGGUCAAGAUUCCCUACAAGCUGUGCUCUGGACAGAAGUAUUCAUCAUUUCAUUGGGAAAAGUCUUGUCGAUGUGGAGAGGAAUAUAUUAAAGAACGGCCUUUGUGACAUACAUAAAAAUCAAAGUAAAAAGCCAAAAGUAAUUUUAUAUUAAAUGGAUUUACUGAAGUAUGUGAUCUGUAAAAGGGUUUAUUUUCUACUGGCAAAGUAAUCAACGAAUACAACAAUUUGUUUUGGAAGUGGACCCAACUGUAAUAAGUGCUGACUAUUUUCCAACAAAGUAUCAAUGUAUUGUGGAAUAUUCUGGAAGGUGAUGCAUACUUACAAAGUAUGUUGUUUCAGAUUUUGGACAAAAUGGAACGGAAUUUACCGCUGAAAUCUUGCUGAAUGUCAUUUACAUUUAGUUUUUCUAUGACAUUGCUAUUGUGCAGCCCAAUGUCAGAAUGAAUCUUGUUGAAUCAUUGGAAUUUCUCAUCGUCAGUGAUUAAUAGCGUGUGCUCGAAGUGACUACCUUUUGCUAAUGUAAUGCAUUCCAAUUAACUGUUAUAAUAUAUAUUAGUAUAUAUUCAUUGCUUGAUAUCCCAUUAUGUGAGUAGUAUUCUAUAUAUCAAAUUUAUAGUAAGAAUGGCUUGCAUUUUUGACAAGCUAUUGGAGUCCCAUUGUCCUACAAACAUCCCAGCCUCAAGUGAAACACAUGAUUAUCUACCAUAAUUUAUAUGCGUUCAUAUCACGUUCAUAAUUAAUCUUAAAUAAUACGAGUGCUACUUAGUAUAUUAAGAUUGUAGAUUAAUGAAAGAUUAAUUUCAAAAACACAUUGCUUUUUUUAUGAAGAAGAUGAUGAUAUGAUUAUUAAAAAAUUGAUGUAUAUUCUAAAUACAGUUUUAACAUAUUAAAAGAAUAUGUGUACAAAUCGAAAAAAAAAAAAAAACCCAACAAUUUAACGUUAACAUAGGAUUCAUCUAAAAUGGCGGUCGAUACGCCAUAUGAAGUCGUCGUACAUAUGUUUUAUGUAUUGCAAAGUCAAAAUUUAAUUCCUUGCAGCAUUAUUAUAUUAAGUAUGUUUGUUUUGUUUAUUUUCCUGUAUUACAAUAUCAAUUAAUAUUAUCUUUUGUAAACCAUUUACGAAUGUGUAUAACUGUUUUGUACAUUUACAUAUAUAAUGUUUGUUUGUUAAUAAGAGGAGUAAAUGUUCCUGUAUGAGAAAUUUGUGGUUGAUAUUAAAGCAACAAUUAGAAAA
This is a messenger RNA of Saccostrea echinata, 2499 nucleotides long. RefSeq names its product limbic system-associated membrane protein-like. The coding region runs from base 137 to 1354 and encodes 405 amino acids. Gene Ontology annotation, cellular component: neuron projection. The transcript has 9 exons. NCBI's taxonomy places the organism in Eukaryota, Metazoa, Mollusca, Bivalvia, Ostreida, Ostreidae. The record is from RefSeq and is a predicted model, not a curated record.